This is a messenger RNA of Pelobates cultripes (western spadefoot toad), 785 nucleotides long. The record is from the annotation of a GenBank genome assembly. Lineage: Eukaryota; Metazoa; Chordata; Amphibia; Anura; Pelobatidae.
GCACACUCUUACCCAAGGUUACUGAUAGUGACAUUGGGGACAUCACUUGGUCGGAUCACGCCCCGACUAUUGUGGAGCUCAUUGGAGAAUACCGGCACAGAGGGCGGCCACCAUGGCGCCUCAAUGAUUCACUCCUCCAUGACCAUACCUUCUCUCAAACACUAAAAGACGCCCUGCACACAUACUUCCAAAUAAAUUACACUCCAGACAUACACCCAACAAUGCUAUGGCAAACCCACAAAGUGGUAAUACAAGGCCUGUUAAUUAGCCGCGCAUCUUAUGUAAAGAAGAAAACCCAAGAGGAAUAUCUGAACUUGCUGCCCACAUUAAGAGACACUACUGUGGAGAAUAUAGCAAAUCCUACCCCGCAACAAACACAGGUGAUCAAAGACACCACGACACGAAUCAAGAAUAUGGCACUUGCCAAAACUGCACACAUCCUACACAAAUUGAAACAAAAAUCAUACUCCCAAGGCAACAGAGCAGGUCAACAUUUAGCGACCUUACUGAGACAAAAACAAUCCAACGCCAAAAUACCCAAUCUAUUUACGAAUAAGGGAUCUAAAAUCCACAACCCACAGGACAUUAACGACACUAUGGCAACCUACUACCAUUCCCUAUACAACCUCAAAGACUUACACCAACCUACCUCUUCAGACAUAGAAGACUUCCUCCAGCUAACCACACUGCCAACACUUUCAGCACAACAAAAAAACACUUUACAAAACCCAGUCACGAUACAGGAAAUCCAACACACCAUCCAAUCUCUCCCUCACGGGAAAUGA